AUGGAAGCAAGCCACAUCUUGAUCAAGAGGGUCAAGCUUUGUGGGCUGAAGAGUUUGAAGGAAGACACCAAGAAGUUCAUCACUUGCAUGCUGGUUGCUUUGCAAAUGCAGCUUGUGAAGACAGUGCCCCCCAAGCAUGAGAUGUACAAAUUGGCACAAUCAGUGUCCAACACUUUUGGGGCCAUUGUUGUGGAGCCUUUGUUUGGUGGCUUGUGCCAGUACCCACCAAGCCCCUUUGAGUUGGGAGAGGCAUUCCUUGCAGCUGUCUACAGCCCUGAUGACCUACCUUUGACACAAGCACCUGAGAAUAUUGUUUCCUGUGCAAUUUGCAUUGGCAAACAAAUCAAAAUCAGAGGCAGCUCCAAAGAGCUACAUGCUCCAGUGGUAGCAUCAGGCAGUAGCCAAGAUUCUGUGGCAGCCAGCAUGGGCAAUCACAUGGGGCACAUGAUGGCCAUGGGCAACCACUUUAUGUCACUUGUCUGUGACAAGGCAAAGGCUUUGGAUCAGCUUUUGGCUUUGAAGAUGGGUGAUCAUGAGCAACCAGUGCUUUUGAAGAGUGCCAGUAGCAGCACUUCUGCCAGUGAUGGUGUGGCAGGCUUGCUGAGUCAGAGGGCUUUACCUUCAGCAGCAGAACCUGCUGCAUUGCCUUUGCCUGCACCAACCGCCUCUGCAGAAGCAACACCUGAAGAUGACAGCAAGGCAAAUGAUGUCAGCAAGGGGGGGCCCAGCAAGACCUUGGAGGAGUAUGAACUUCAAGCACACCAAAGCCUCUCUAAAAGGAAGGCCAAGAGCUUGGACAAGUGCCUCAAGAGACCAGCUGCUUGCAAAGCAAAGCCUGGACCUCAGCCCAAGGCAAAAGCCAAGCUCCCACCUUCCUCUGCCAGCAAAAAAUCCCUUGUGAAGAAGGGCAUCUUUGGAUGCCUUAGGUGUCGUGGAAACAGCAAAGGAUGUAGCACCUGCUGGAACCCAGAUUUCCAGGGUUUGCGUUUUUCUUCCAGGGAGGAGUGGGUUUACUGGAAGCAGCAGCAGGAGCAUGGCAAGUGA
Cladocopium goreaui is the source of this 1044-nucleotide messenger RNA. NCBI's taxonomy places the organism in Eukaryota, Dinophyceae, Suessiales, Symbiodiniaceae. The record is from the annotation of a GenBank genome assembly.